GUCACGUUGGGAGGAAAAGGGGGGAGAGAGAGAGAUAUCUACUUACAGCUGCUGUCAGACAUCCGAUCGCAUUCGCAUGGCGAGGAGGUAACCUGAUCGAGCUGGGAGGAGUGACUUUACCAGGGAAGGUUUGAACAAAAAAAAAUGUCUUCUUCUUCUGCCGGAGGAGUCACAACAGCAAAUGACAUCAAGAGGGAAAAUGUGAAGGAGGUGGAUACGAGGGAGUGCAUCAAGCUUGUGGCUCUGGACGGGUUGUCCAUGGAGCGCAACGUGGACGCGGAGCUGCUGGUGAGCGCCUCCUCCUCUCUGGCUUUCUCCCCGGAGCAAGUGGCGUGUGUCUGCGAAGCUCUGCAGCAGGGAGGCAAUGUGGACCGGCUGGCCAGGUUCUUGUGGUCCCUGCCUCAGAGUGACCUGCUACGGGGCAAUGAAAGCAUCCUGAAAGCACAAGCCCUUGUUGCGUACCACCAGGCUCGGUAUCAGGAGCUGUAUAGUAUUUUGGAGAACCAUAGUUUCAGUGCGUCCAACCACACCUUUCUGCAAGAUCUGUGGUACAAGGCCCGGUACACCGAGGCGGAGAAGGCGAGGGGGAGACCCCUGGGAGCCGUGGACAAGUACAGGAUCCGGAGAAAGUACCCUCUCCCCAGGACUAUCUGGGACGGAGAGGAGACCGUGUAUUGUUUCAAGGAGAGGUCCAGGAACGCGUUGAAGGAUCUUUAUACCCAGAAUAGGUACCCAUCUCCGGCCGAGAAGAGAAAUCUCGCCAAGAUUACAGGACUCUCCUUGACCCAGGUCAGCAACUGGUUCAAAAACAGGAGACAGAGAGACAGAAACCCGUCCGAGGCUCAAUCCAAAAGUGAAUCUGAUGGAAACCACAGCACAGAGGAUGAGUCUAGCAAAGGCCAGGAGGAGUUGUCUCCCCGGCCCCUCUCUAACUCCUCAGAUGGAGUCAUCACCCAUGGGUCCCUGCCCCUUCAAACAGGGCCUCUGGACAGUGGGGUGGUCAUCCAACAGAUCGGGGACAUCAAGCUUCCCCCUGGAUCCAGCAGUGGCGGUCUCUACAACGGAAGUCUAGUGACAAGUAACACCCCCUCCAACGUGUUUCACAAUGGUGGCUCGUCUUACCUCCACACAUCUGGAAACAUCCUCUUCAACGGGCUCAAUUUGGGCAUCCAGCCCUUGGCCUUCAACCCUCUGAGGCCGUCUGGAGGGGUGCUGCUGGGGGGCUCUGGUAUGGACAUGCAGAUGCAGACCGGACAGGAGAAGGGACUGGGCAGUUCUGCUGAGGACUCAGCCCUGCAGUACGGCUCCUACCCAGGCUGUGUGAACGGAUCAGACGUGAAGCUGGAGGGGGUUCACACCAUGGCGGCCCAGAACGGAGGCUCCUCUGUGCUCACGUUCAGCUCCUCGUCAGGUGCGCUGCAGCUGGGUGGCUACAGUCUGGUCCAGGUACCAAGUGGAGUCUCUGACAGCGAUGGCAACUCAUUACUCAACAGCGACAUUGGUCUUCCCCCACUGCAGCUCUCUUCUGCCCCAUCUUCCUCAACAAUCACACACGGUACCAUGCCUAUGAACAAUGUAGCAGUGAGUUCCUCUGGCGACUCGUUCCAGCAGCAGGACAAGCUGACAAUGACGUCUCUGCACCACAGCACAGUCCUCUACAGCAUGAGCAACGUCGGCCAUGCAGCCAUCAAGAAGGAGCCUCUGGAGGGAGGCGUCUACUCCUCGUACCACCACGGGCUCCACCUGGACCCCAGCGGUCAGCUCAGCUACAACACCCCCAACUCAGAAGAGGUUCCUUCCAGCCGAGGCCCCACCUCGAACACCGACGUCUCUGCCGUCAGCUCGUCCAGCCCUGAGCCGGAGGUCUACACCACCCUAACCGUCAGCACGCCCCUGAUGGCCCACACGGACCCCAGCGGUCACCACCUCCAGCCCACAGAGUAUCUCGGGGGCCACGAGGUGCGGGGGCCCUCCUCACACCUGAUGGGCCCCGGCAUGAACAGCAACUACAUGAACCUUUCAGAAAACAAGGUUUCUGGCUCAGGCGGCGUGAGUGAGAUGGUGCGGGCCAUGUGUGGGGAGAUGGAGGCUGUGGAGAGGAAGGACCUAGCCAAACUACAGACAGUGCAGAUGGAGGAGAACAUGGCUGACCUUUAACCUCCAACCUCUCCCCUCUUGUCGAAGCCCUCAUGUCUGCCCAAGCAGGGAUAUAGUGAAAUCUUUGAACAUUAGUGUGAGCGUGUGUGUGUGUGUGUGUGUGUGUGUGUGUGUGUUUUUUUUACCAUUCAAUUCCUUUAAAUGUUAAAUUAUUUUUGUUCAUUUGACUUUACAAUGCACUCUAAUCAGAGGGGAACCCUGUAGGUGCACAUUAUCUGUCCAUCAUAAAAUAAAAAAGUCUACGACGUGUUUAA
This is a messenger RNA of Anoplopoma fimbria (sablefish), 2411 nucleotides long. It is a transcript of the gene six4a, whose product is annotated as SIX homeobox 4a. Gene Ontology annotation, cellular component: transcription regulator complex; nucleus. The transcript is spliced from 3 exons. The coding region runs from base 145 to 2157 and encodes 670 amino acids. Gene Ontology annotation, molecular function: DNA-binding transcription factor activity, RNA polymerase II-specific; RNA polymerase II cis-regulatory region sequence-specific DNA binding. Lineage: Eukaryota; Metazoa; Chordata; Actinopteri; Perciformes; Anoplopomatidae. Gene Ontology annotation, biological process: regulation of transcription by RNA polymerase II. The record is from RefSeq and is a predicted model, not a curated record.